This is a messenger RNA of Sinocyclocheilus grahami, 2939 nucleotides long. RefSeq names its product zinc finger protein 721-like. Gene Ontology annotation, molecular function: DNA-binding transcription factor activity, RNA polymerase II-specific; RNA polymerase II cis-regulatory region sequence-specific DNA binding. NCBI's taxonomy places the organism in Eukaryota, Metazoa, Chordata, Actinopteri, Cypriniformes, Cyprinidae. Bases 269 to 2851 code for a protein of 860 amino acids. The transcript has 3 exons. The record is from RefSeq and is a predicted model, not a curated record. Gene Ontology annotation, biological process: regulation of DNA-templated transcription.
AUAUGUAAAUUUGUUUUAAAAGAAACUAAAUGGCCUAACAUUACAUUUCGAUUGUUAGAUAGAAAAACACAAAAGCCAUGCUUGAAGUGUGUGAAUUAAGCAUCCAUAUUGAUCACUGAUAUGUUUUUGAUUUGAGCAGAUCUGCUUCUCCAACCACACAGCAAUUCACCUUUAGCGAAGCUCCUCCCACAGCGAUUCACCAGUAAAUGCUGGAAUAUUUUCAUCGGCCUACAAGUGAAGACAGACUUUAUUAAAGAAAGUCGAAAACAUGACUGAUCCAGAACCCUGCAGAAUAAAACAGGAAGACACUGAAGAAAAAAUAGACCUGAUAGAAGAGAACAAGGAGAUUGAAGAACUGACUGAAGUGGAAGAGAAACAUCAUGUAAAAACUGAAGAAACAUCCUCAAGUCCCUCAUUGAAAAGAAGAGAUGAAAUCUGUUUCACUUGCUCUCAGUGUGGAAAGAGUUUCUCAUGCAAGCAAAGUCUUGAUAUUCACAUAAAAUUUCAUCUUGAAAGGUUUUCAGAUGACCCGAAGGACCACCUGAAAGUUUAUACAAAGGAGAAGCCUUAUGUAUGUAAUUUAUGUGGAAAGAGUUUUAUUCAGAUGAAUGCAUUUAAAAUGCACCAGAUAAGACACAGCGGUGUGAAGGAUCAUGCUUGCUCUGAAUGUGGGAAGACUUUUUUUACAGAUGACCUGAUAGAAGAGAACAAGGAGAUUGAAGAACUGACUGAAGUGGAAGAGAAACAUCAUGUAAAAACUGAAGAAACAUCCUCAAGUCCCUCAUUGAAAAGAAGAGAUGAAAUCUGUUUCACUUGCUCUCAGUGUGGAAAGAGUUUCUCAUGCAAGCAAAGUCUUGAUAUUCACAUAAAAUUUCAUCUUGAAAGGUUUUCAGAUGACCCAAAGGACCACCUGAAAGUUUAUACAAAGGAGAAGCCCUAUGUAUGUAAUUUAUGUGGAAAGAGUUUUAUUCAGAUGAAUGCAUUUAAAAUGCACCAGAUAAGACACAGCGGUGUGAAGGAUCAUGCUUGCUCUGAGUGUGGGAAGACUUUUUUUACAGAUGGUGCACUGAAAGUGCACCUGAUAGUUCACACUACAGAAACGCCUUACAAGUGUUCACACUGUGACAAGAGAUUCAAACGGUCAAUAUAUAUGAAAAGACAUGAGAGAAUCCACACUGGAGAGAAGCCGUACACAUGUGAUCAAUGUGGGAAGAGCUUCAGACUAAAAGGAAUCCUUAAUGAUCACAUGAAAAUCCACACUGGAGAGAAGUCUCACACAUGCGAUCAAUGUGGAAAAAGUUUUGCACAAAAAGGAAAUCUUAAAGAACACAUGAAAAUCCACACAGGACUGAAGCCACACACAUGUGAUCAGUGUGGGAAGAGUUUCAGACUAAAAGGACUUCUUAAUGAUCACAUGAAUAUCCACACUGGAGAGAAGCCGCAUACAUGUGAUCAGUGUGGAAAGACUUUCGCCCAAAAAGCAAACAUUAGCAAACACAUGAAAGUGCACACUGGAGAGAAACUGCACACUUGUGAUCAGUGUGGAAAGAGUUUUUCACAAAAAGGAAACCUUAAAGAGCACUUUAAAAUCCACACUGAAGAGAAGAUGCACACAUGUGAUCAGUGUGGGAAGAGUUUCAGACAUAAAGGAAACCUUAAGAAACACAUGAAAAGCCAUAUUGUGGAGAAGCCGCACACAUAUGAUCAGUGCGGGAAGAGUUUGAGUUGUAAAAUAAAUCUGCGAACUCAUUCUAGAGAAAGACGAUAUAACUCUGACCAGUGCAGUACAAAAAAAGUCAGGGCACAUUUCCUGAAGGAGCACCUGAAAGUUCAUUCAAAAGAGAAGCCUUACAUAUGUGAUUUAUGUGGAAAGAAUUUUAGUCAGAUGGUUGCAUUAAAAAUACACCAGAAAAGACACAGCGGAGUGAAGGAUCAUGUUUGCUCUGAGUGUGGGAAGACUUUUUUUACAGAUAGUGACCUGAAAGUGCACAAGACAGUUCACACUACAGAAACGCCUUACAAGUGUUCACACUGUGACAAGAGAUUCAAACGGUCAGAAAAUCUGAAAAUACACGAGAGGAUCCACACUGGAGAGAAGCCUUUCACAUGUGACCAGUGUGGGAAUAGCUUCAGACUAAAAGGAAAUCUUAACAAACACAUGAAAAUCCACACCGGAGAGAAGCCAUACACUUGUGAUCAUUGUGGGAAGAGUUUUGCACGAAAAGGAAAUCUUAACAAACACAUGAAAAUCCACACCGGAGAGAAGCCAUACACUUGUGAUCAAUGUGGGAAGAGUUUUACACAAAAAGCACUCCUUAAUGAUCACAUGACAAUCCAUACUGGAGAGAAGCCGUACACAUGUGAUCAGUGUGGGAAGAGUUUCAGAAUAUCAAGUGUUUUUAAAAUGCAUCUGCGUACUCAUUCUAGUGAAAGACUCUAUAACUGUGACCAGUGUGGUAAACAUUUCUUUAGGGCAAGUGCCCUAAAGAGGCAUCUGAAAGUUCAUUCAAGGGAGAAGCCUCAUGUGUGUUCUUUGUGUGGAAAGAGUUUUAGUGAGCGGGAUGCUUUAAAAAUACACCAGAAAAGACACAGCGGUGUGAAGGAUCAUAUUUGCUGUGAGUGUGGGAAGGCUUUUUUUACAGAUGCUGAAGUGAAAAUGCACCAGAGAAUUCACACUACAGAAACACCUUACAAGUGUUCACACUGUGAAAAGACAUUCAGACGGUUAGUAUAUCUUAAAGUACAUGAGAGGAUCCACACUGGAGAGAAGCCGUAUCACUGCCAUUCAUGUGGCAAGAGUUUCACUCAGUUAUCUUCUCUAAUCUGUCAUAAAAAAAAGAUGCACGUCUGAAAUUACAGUAAGUAAUUUAAUAAGUGACUUUUUAAUAAACUUUGAGUAAACUGAAUUGAUCUUCAAGUUUUCUGUCUUCCUCAAAAGU